Molecule: messenger RNA, 927 nt
Organism: Octodon degus (degu)
Lineage: Eukaryota; Metazoa; Chordata; Mammalia; Rodentia; Octodontidae
Product: olfactory receptor 4B1-like
Exons: 1
Coding region: 1-927 (308 amino acids)
Biological process (GO): G protein-coupled receptor signaling pathway
Cellular component (GO): membrane
Molecular function (GO): olfactory receptor activity; G protein-coupled receptor activity
Source: RefSeq, a predicted model, not a curated record
AUGGCCAGCACAACUAACGUGACCAAGUUCAUCAUCACUGGGCUCUUCCAGGACGCACAAGUGCAGAGAGCGUGCUUCGUGCUCUUCCUUCCCGUGUACCUAGCCACACUGGCAGGCAAUGGCCUCAUCGUCCUAACGGUCAGUGUCAGUGACAGCCUACGUUCCCCCAUGUACUUCUUCCUAGGCUACCUGUCCCUGGUGGAGAUCUGCUACUCCUCCACUGUGGUCCCAAAAUUCAUCAUGGAUCUACUCAUCAAGAUGAAAACCAUCUCCUUCAAGGGCUGUCUGACUCAGAUCUUCUUCUUCCAUUUAUUUGGGGUAACUGAGAUCCUCCUGCUAGUGGUGAUGGCCUAUGACCGCUAUGUGGCCAUCUGCAGGCCGCUUCACUAUAUGACCAUUAUGAGUCACCAACUGUGUCACAUGCUGGUAGCUGGCUGCUGGACAGGGGGCUUUUUACACUCCUUAAUUCAGAUGCUGGUCACCAUCCCUUUGCCCUUUUGUGGUCCCAAUGUGAUUGACCACUACUUCUGUGACCUCCAGCCAUUGUUCAAGCUAGCCUGCACUGACACCUAUGUGGAAGGUGUCACUGUAUUGGCCAACAGUGGAUUAAUCUCUGUUCUCUCCCUCACCAUCUUGCUGUGCUCUUACAUCAUCAUCUUGGUCAGCUUGAGGAACCAUUCUGCAGAGGGCAGGCGCAAAGCCCUGUCCACCUGUGCCUCUCACAUCACCGUGGUCGUCUUGUUUUUUGGACCAGCCAUCUUCCUCUACAUGCGCCCCUCCUCCACCUUCACAGGGGACAAGCUGGUGGCUGUGUUCUAUACGGUCAUCACCCCCAUGUUGAACCCCAUCAUCUACACACUCAGAAAUGAAGAGGUGAAAAUCGCCAUGAGGAAGUUGUGGAGGAAAAAGAAUUCAGGGAUGGAGUGA